Cyprinus carpio (common carp) is the source of this 2025-nucleotide messenger RNA. Its product is annotated as polymeric immunoglobulin receptor-like. The coding region runs from base 161 to 1780 and encodes 539 amino acids. The record is from RefSeq and is a predicted model, not a curated record. The transcript is spliced from 8 exons. NCBI's taxonomy places the organism in Eukaryota, Metazoa, Chordata, Actinopteri, Cypriniformes, Cyprinidae.
GAGGAUUUCUGCUGUGAGACCAGAUGAUGGAGGAGUUUAUUUAUGUGGAGUUUGGAUCAACAGACACUCGUUCAGUUACUACAUUAUUACUACUGUUCAUCUACAUAUUAGUAAUAAACUGAAUGUGUAUAAAGUGAGCAGUUACUCAGGAGGUGGUCUGAUGAUCAAGUGUGAACAUCCUCAAUACAAAACCAAACCAAAAUACAUCUGUAAAGAAUCAGACGGAUGUUCAGAGAGGAAGAGUCCAGGAGUUCAGGAUGAAUGGAUGGAGAAUGGAGAUGUUUCUUUAUAUGACGACACCAGAGCAGGAGUCUUGAUGGUGUUUUUUAGAGAGCUGAAAGCUGCAGAUGCAGGAACAUACAGGUGUGGAGUGAAAGAAUCUGACUAUACUGAGAGCUUCACUGAACUACAGCUGAGCGUCAAACACGAUGCAAAAUAUCCAAACAGCAUGACUGAAUCUGUGUAUCUUGGUGAAGAAGUCAACAUCUCCUGUCAGUUCCCAGAGGAACAUAAAGUUCAUUUCUGUAAAGAGGAUGAUAAUCACAUCUGCCAGAACAUCAGCUCAUCUAAAGUGACAGAAAUGAGUGGUUCAUCAGAGAGAAAUGAAGAGAGAGUUGUUACAGUGAGCAUCAGUAAUGUGAGUGUGAGAGAUGCUGGAGUUUACUGGUGUGGAGCAGAAACCAGAGACACAUAUCUGACUUUCAUCUCCCUGACCACUAAAAUUCAGCUCAACCUCAUGAUGGCUCUAAUAGUGAGACAUGAAGAAGAAUCUGCAGAGAUCAUCUGCCCUUAUGAUUCAAUCUAUAAAUCAAAGCCAAAGUCUCUCUGUAAGGGGAAGUGCUCCACUAGAGACAGAAAUCCUCUCAGUGAGACUGUGAGAGGAGAAGAGAAAGAGACCAAGACUGACAGAUUGACUCUGAAAGAUGACGUCACUGCAAGUGUCUUCACUGGGAGCAUCACUGCUCUGACAGCAGAGGAUGCUGGGAAAUACUGGUGUGCAGUGACAUUAGAAACAGAGCUCAAUUAUCUUCACACUCAUCUGAUGGUCAUCAUGAACGAGGAGCUGAACUUGACUAAGUAUGAAGGAGACUACGUGUCAAUCCAGUGCAAACAUCAGGAUGAAGAUCAGAAAAGCUUCUGCAAAGCACAUGAAGCCUCCAUGUGUGUGAAGGAUGGAGUUUCAUUGGAGACGAUCAUAGAUGAUCGAUUCUCUUUCAGUGAUGAAGCAUCUGCUGGAGUCUUUACUGUGAACAUCACUGAUCUGAGAGAAGAGGAUUCUGGGAUAUACUGGUGUGGAGCUCACGUCACCACUAAAGUCAUUCUAGAAGUCAACAAAAGGGCUUCUGACAGAAUCAUCACUUCUUGCAUCUUUGUGACUCUGCUUCUGAUGGGAGCGUCUGUCCUGUUAUUAUACAAAUUAGGAUACAUCAAGACACGAGAUCAGCAUCCUUCCCCAGACAGAACAGAGAUGAGCAGUGGAGAGGCCUUUCAUGGUGCAUGUGAUUAUGAGAAUAUCAGAGACGUCAGACACUGCUUAGUCGUGGGAACUGAGGAAACUGUGUUAAAUUCCACUGCCACGCGUCCCACAGACUCGUCUGAUCCACACAACACACUGUAUUCUAAAUUACAGUUACCCACAAACCCCUCUGAUGGGCUCCUGUACGCUUCGGUCCAUUUCCAGAAGCAUGAAGAGUCUCUCAGUGAUGCUAAAGAAACCUCCAAUAACGAGGAGGUUUACUGUUAUUACACCACGGUAAGACCCCGCAUGUCACUCAACUAAUUCCACUCUUAAAAAUAAAGGUUUCAGAAGGGUGGUGUUUCUUUCUUUCUUUCUUUUUUUUUUUUUUUUUUUUUUUUUUGUAGUGAUGCCAAAGAAGAACCCUUUUUGGUUCCCCAAAGAACCUUUAUGUAAACUGUUCUUAAAUGAGCUGUGUUUUUCUUAGGCUGCAUUUACACUGCAGGUCUUGAUGCCCAAAUCCGAUUUUCUGACUGUAUCCGAUUUUUUUGACGACCUGCUUACAUCAU